Messenger RNA from Cygnus atratus (black swan), 1967 nucleotides. RefSeq names its product balbiani ring protein 3-like. Lineage: Eukaryota; Metazoa; Chordata; Aves; Anseriformes; Anatidae. The transcript has 14 exons. Gene Ontology annotation, molecular function: serine-type endopeptidase inhibitor activity. The coding region runs from base 1 to 1917 and encodes 638 amino acids. The record is from RefSeq and is a predicted model, not a curated record. Gene Ontology annotation, biological process: antibacterial humoral response; innate immune response. Gene Ontology annotation, cellular component: extracellular region.
AUGAGCCCAGGGGUUUGCCUCCUCCUGGGCCUCCUCAUCCUCGGGGCAGAGCCAGGCACUGCACCAGGGGAGGAAGGAGCCAAGGAAGGCGUGUGCCCGGGGGGGGCCGUGGGGGAGGCCCUGCACGUGUUCUGCCUGGCGGACGAGUCCUGCCCCGGGGCCGAGAAGUGCUGCCACGACGGGGACGUGAGAGCCUGCACCAUCCCCAGCAAAGGGGAGCCACAGAAGCCGGGGACGUGCCCCCGGGACUUCACGCGCUGCCUCCGCCUGGAGCCCCCCCUCUGCACCAACGACUCGUGCCUGGAGGACAAGGACUGCCUGGGCAGCAAGAAGUGCUGCCCGCUGGGCUGCGGCCCGGCCUGCCUGGAGCCGCUGCAGGGUGAGGCCUCCUGCGGGGCCGGCCGGAGCCGUGCGCCGUGCCAGAGCCCCGGCUCCCCGCGGCGCGGCUCAGGGCGCGGUGCCGCAGACACCUGCCACCUCCCCGCCGCGCCGGGACCCUGCGGCGGCCGCGAGCUCCGCUUCUUCUACAACGUCACCUCCGGGCGGUGCGAGACGUUCCCCUACGGCGGCUGCGAGGGCAACCCCAACAACUUUGGGACGCGGGCAGCGUGCCGCCGGGCGUGCGUGGGCCACGACAAACCCAAACCCGGGGCGUGCCCGGCGGUGCUGCCGGAGCUGGAGGGGCCGUGCCGGGAGGAGUGCGAAGGUGACAGCGACUGCCCCAGCUCACAGAAGUGCUGCAACAGCAGCUGUGGCCACCAGUGCCUGCCUGCAGCCCCGGCCAGGAAGGCCGGCUUCUGCCCAGCCAGCGCGGGGCUGUUCCCCAGCUACGACUGCAGAGAAUGGUGCCAGCGAGACGCCGACUGCCCCGGCACGGAGAAGUGCUGCCUGCGCGGCUGUGACUACGUGUGCCUGCGCCCGGCCCAAGAGAAACCGGGGAUCUGCCCCCUGACCGAGGCGGCACCGCGGACCAGGGCCCCGUGCCAGGCCUCCUGUGCAGAAGACUGGCAGUGCCCAGGGGACGAGAAGUGCUGCAGCAGCAGCCGAUGUGGCCGGGUCUGCCUGGCUCCAGAACGAGACAAACCUGGCCAGUGCCCAAAGGUGAGGCCACGGCAGACAUCGGAGCUGUGCACGGAGGAGGACGCCUGUGGCCACGACAGGGACUGUCCCCGGCAGGAGAAGUGCUGCUUCUCCGGCUGCGCCAUGCGCUGCAAGCGCCCUGCCAGGGAGCACCCCGGGGAGUGCCCCCGGGCAGAGCCGUGCUGGGACCCACGGCACAGGCGCGGGAGCCAGUGCCUGGACGACAGCGCCUGCCAGCGGGACGAGAAGUGCUGCAGCACGGGCUGCGCCUGGGCGUGCGUGGCCGUGGCCGUGCCCGGAGAGAGCCAGGACAGAGCCCCCGGGCAGUGCAUGGAGGAGUGUGACACCGACGUGCAGUGCCCCCAGGGACAGAGGUGCACCAGCACCGGCUGCGGCCGUGUCUGCAGGGACAUCCCUGGAGGGAGGGUGGGAGCGUGCCCCAUCCCCAGGGAUGGCGGGACGUGCUCGGACCUGUGCAGCUUCGACGAGGAGUGUCCCUGGGGCCAGAAGUGCUGCAGCAACGGCUGCGGCCACGUCUGCACGCCUGCCUCUCUCGAAGAGCGCGACGUGGCCGUGGUGCCACAGCACGAUGGACGGUGCGCGGAGGAGUGUGACGCCGACUCGCAGUGCCCCCAGGGACAGAGGUGCACCCGCGCCAGCUGUGGCCGUGUCUGCAGGGACAUCCCCGGAGGGAGGGUGGGAGCGUGCCCCAUCCCCAGGGACGGCGGGACGUGCUCGGACCUGUGCAGCUUCGACGAGGAGUGUCCCUGGGGCCAGAAGUGCUGCAGCAACGGCUGCGGCCGUGUCUGCACACGGGUUCCUGACGAUGCUGCGUGACGGGAGAGCAGCAGCUCUGUGGCAGGAAGGUGCCGUCGUUCCGGGACACU